Molecule: messenger RNA, 1140 nt
Organism: Sparassis crispa
Lineage: Eukaryota; Fungi; Basidiomycota; Agaricomycetes; Polyporales; Sparassidaceae
Exons: 13
Coding region: 1-1140 (379 amino acids)
Biological process (GO): glycerophospholipid biosynthetic process
Cellular component (GO): mitochondrion
Source: RefSeq, a predicted model, not a curated record
AUGAACCACGUUCAUAUGCAUGUGUUUCUACGUCCAUCAAUCUGCAGACGAACCUGUGGACGUUUGUUAGCUCUUAAUUUCACUCGGCGUACUGUGCAUCCGUUAACGCGGACGUUUGCGGCCUUCGCAUUUGACAUCGAUGGCGUUCUCCUCCGCGGCUCUCAGACCAUAGAUGCGGCAAAGCGUGCCCUUUCAAUCCUCGAAGGCAAUAAUCCCACAGGCAUGAAGAUACCGUACAUCUUGGUUACCAAUGGUGGUGGCGCUAGCGAGGAAGCUCGUUGUCAGAAGCUAUCGAAGCAGCUUGGUUACCAGAUUCUCCCGAGCCAAUUUGUCCAGUCACAUACCGUUCUGAAAUCCGUUGUUGACCUCUACGCCGACCAUCCUGUAUUAGUCCUAGGCGGAAAAGACGACGACAUCCGCCGCGUAGCGGAAGGGUACGGCUUCAAGGAGGUAUACACCACACUCGACGUGCAUGCAUGGAAUCCCGCUAUCUGGCCUUACCAUGAAUUGACGCAGUCGGAGCGAAAAUCCGUGAAAGACGUAGACUUUACUCAAACGCCCAUAUCCGCUAUCUUCGUUUUCCACGACCCCCGUAACUGGGCGCUUGACAUACAAAUUAUUUGCGAUAUCAUUCUCUCCGGUGGCAUUCCGGGGGGCCCUCCUAAAGUCACGCUUGAUCUGGAGCACCCUCCGGUCAAGCUGGUCUUUUGUAACCCGGAUUUACUCUGGAAGGCAGGUUACAGUCAGCCACGGCUUGGCGAGGGCGCAUUCCGGGUGGCAUUCCAGGCCGUGUUCAAGGCGCUGACAGGCUCGGAAUAUCCAUAUGUGCAAUAUGGUAAGCCAACGAAGGCGACAUAUGAAUAUGCGACGCGAUUGUUGCAGCGGCACUACAAAGCACUACAUGGCAGGCAUAUAGAUCCGCAGCAUGUAUAUAUGGUGGGAGAUAAUCCUGAUUCAGACAUCGCUGGAGCGAAUGCUGCUGGAUGGUCCUCCAUUUUGGUGCAUACAGGGGUGUACGACCCUCAUCGGGGACCGCCAAGUCAUCCCCCUACGCACGAAGUCGACGAUGUUGAGGAAGCUGUUAAGUGGGCGAUUGAACGUGAAUUGCAUAGAGGAACAUGUUCGGGCACUAGUCAAUGA